CAUGUUUGUUAAAUAGUUAAUGAAUGGCAACAAGUCUUUCAAUAAGGCUUUAGAUUUAGAACGAAGAUUAGUUAAAUUUUUCUUAUCAAAAUAUUUGCAGCAGUAAUAUUUUAAUUGUUUCAUUCGAUGAAAUCGUGAUUAAAACAUAUUAUCUCCAAAAUCAUGGAGGAUGAAAUUGAUGAAUGUGUUAGAAAAAAGAUAAAUUGGCCGCAGUUGCCUGGAAAUAUUAAAAAGUUGUUCAAUGAAACUCCAAAAGAAUAUGAUCGGUAUAUAUUUGAAUUCAGUAUUAAAAAUCAGCUGCGCUAUAGAGGCAGCCUAGUGAGAACCGUAAAAAAGGAUGAAAGAAAAUACUAUGAAGCCCUGGUUCAGAGCAGCAUACAGAGGCUUAUGCUAUACCCUUAUCACUUAGCUGACAUGAUUGUGAAAGGAUUAAGAAUAACUCCCUUUAUAUAUUAUAUUGAAGUGGUUGCCCUUCUAAUAGAGCUUGAAAAGAGUUAUGACACUAUGCCUAAUUUUACUGCCGCUGAUUGUCUUAGGCUUCUGGGUGUAGGAAGGAAUGAGUAUCUGGAACUAGUAGCUAAAGCUCGAUCUCUUGGGAGACGUGGAAGGGCAAGAGCUAUUCGAUGUUUGUUACCUCGUGUACCCCUCAAUGUGCCCAUGCAACCAUGGUGGAGAGUGGAACUUGGUUACGUCCUUGAAGAAGAUGUUAAGCCUUUAGGUGAGAGCGAGAAGGCGUUAAUAGAUUUGUUAAUCGACCAAGGGUCGCAGACCGCGGGCACGCUUGAUUACUACGUCGUCAAGAAACUAUACAGGCGCGGUUUGAUUUACUUAGACGUGCCGAUAACAGCGGCGGACAAAGUAUCAGUCCCGCCUCUCAAAGGCUUCGUGAUGAACCGCAUAGCCGGGGACUACUUCGAGACCUUACUGUACAAAGUGUUCGUGUCUAUCGACGAGCACACCAGCGUCGCCGAGCUCGCAACGGUGCUUCAGGUGGAGUGCGAGCUGGUGAAGCAGGCGGUGUCGCUGUACUGCCGGCUGGGGUUCGCGCGGCUGCAGGGCGCGGCGCCGCACGCGCACGCCAGCUGGGCGCGCGCCGUCACCACGCACUCGCACCAGCCAUAUAGACAAAUAGCUCCAUUAACUUUUGGCACUAACAUGGAUGAAGACCUGCAGAUGGAACCCGUACUUAUCAAAGAUAUGCCGUCUACUUCAAAACAGACAUCUCAAUCAGAAAUAUCCGAGUCGGCUACGAGUAAUAGCGGUCAGAGAGUUGCUGUUCUCUUUGACUCCACAUUAGCGGCUUACCUUAUGAUGGGAAAUUUAUCACCGGACCUUAAAAGUCAUGCAGUGACACUGUUUGAAGUCGGAAAAUUGUGCGAUGAAAGUUUGGACAGUUUGCUCAUAGAAUUGGAUAAGGUGGUCGGGGAUCCAGAGAUCGAAGGUGAAGCGAGGCGGUAUUUGGCCGCUGCAGCGUGUCUUCGUACAGCGUUGCGUACGUUGCGACCUAGCUUACGGCCACUAGAUCUUCUCCGCUGUGAAGCGCUUCAUGCACUCGACGCUCCAGCUCGGGCACGGCUGUUGACCACUAAAUAUAGGCUGGCGGUGUCGACGGCGCCGCUGGGCCGCGAGGCGCGCGCGGGCGCGGCGGCGGGCGCGCUGCCGCACGUGGGCCCCGCGCCGCCCGAGGCCGCCUCGCCCUGGAUGCGCCUCUACCUCUACCACCUCGCCGGCUACGGGCCGCCCACGCUGCUGCUCACCAAAGGCACCGUCCUGCGCGGGAUCCCGCGCUCGCUGCUGGGGUUCUCGCGGCUGGCGGUGUCGUGGUGGGGCGCGGAGUCGGAGUCGGCGGCGCUGCCGGCGGCGGCGGCGCUGGCGGGCGCCAACUCCGCGCUGCGGCGCGGGCCCGUGCUGCUGCAGGCGGCCGGCGUGCGCGCCGCGCCCGUCGUGGCGCACUUGUCCUUCCCGCCCUCCUCCGAUGACGCAGACGAGUUGCAGAGCCUGUGGGGCAAGCACGCGGGUCUGCGGCGCCUACUGCGGCGCCUGCGCCUGAGUCGCUCGGCGGGCUACGUGACGCUGGCUGACAUCGGCGUGCCUGACCUGGGUUGUGCGCACCCGCCCGCGGCCGUGCAGCUCGUAACGCCAAGAAAGAAAAAAGACACUUGCGGGAUAGCAAAGCCGGUCAGUGAAAUAUCGAUAUCUUCCAACGAUUCUGCGAAAGAGAUGACCGAAUACACGAAGGUUAUAAACAAUCGCCUGCAGUCACCUAUUGAGUCUCAUUUCGCAGUCACACCCACCGGAGACAGCAAGACGAGCUCGCCAGCCAACGGCUUCACGAGCGCCGAGGGCGGGAAAUUACUCUGCGAAGAACUUGACAGUCUCAAUAUUGAAACGUAUCAAAGCAAAGAAUCGAUCGCGAGCAGCGACGAUUUUGUACCCAUACAUUCCUCGACCAGUAUUGACGAAUUAAAAGAGAAACAUUCCAUCGAAGAUUCCAGAAACGAGUCUGUUUUAGAUGACUCAAUUUCAAUCCAAUCGCCCGCUAACGUAAGAGACAAUAUCAACAAACCGGACCAGUUGAGCGAACUGUUUAGUCCCGUCGAAGAAUCUAUAUCAAUGUUCACACAGUUGUCCGAUAAGCUAACGGAGAUCACCACCGAGGGCGACAGCGGUGUUGACACGGCGCAUAAUUAUUCCGAUGAUGAAACUUGCAAACCUGAAAAAUGGACAAUUUUAGAUCUUCAAUUUGGCAUUCCACUGUUUGAUGAAGCUCUUUGUGAAAAAGUGUGUCGCAGUAUUGUUGAAAAGAUAGCGAAGCCUGAAUUGUUAGACAAAGUAAAAGAGGACAAUGAGUUUAUAAGAUCAGACGUGCUAAAGUUUGUGUCACAGUGUCAGUAUUACCCAGGAGAAGAUAUGGGGAUUGUCAAACGUGGAACUUUAGUUCCUUUGCCGAGGAAAUGCCUCGUGUUCGAAAAUGGAAGGAUAAGUGAAUGGAAUGGAAAGUGAUUAUAUUGCGAUAAUACCCAUACAUAUUACAUAAGGCAUUUACAUAAAUUAUUAUUUGACUUAAUGAAGAUAUUUAAGGCAACUGUAGUUAAGGUAUGUUAAACUGUAGUUAAUUACGAGACAUUUCACAAGUGUUACUGUUCCAUUAGAAAUAUUAAGAUUGAAGACAAUGCGUCCAAAAAUUAAAAUAAAAUCUUUUUUAAACCAUGUACAAUA
Molecule: messenger RNA, 3219 nt
Organism: Nymphalis io (European peacock)
Lineage: Eukaryota; Metazoa; Arthropoda; Insecta; Lepidoptera; Nymphalidae
Product: protein FAM91A1
Exons: 19
Coding region: 163-3003 (946 amino acids)
Source: RefSeq, a predicted model, not a curated record